AUGGUGUGGAAUUGGUCAAGACUGCCCGAGUCGGAUGUGGAGCUCAAGGAAUGGCAAGAGUGUCAAGAGGUGCUUAAUGAGGUGAUGCUUUCAGAUAAUAAGGAUGUUUGGUUUUGGAACGAUGGGAGCCAAGACGGUUUUUCGGUGAAGGCCGUCAAAAAGGUGUUAAUUACCGAGAGGGGUAACUGUCAUCUCCCGAAUUUUGAUUGGUGUAAAUGGGUGCCGCUUAAAUGUAAUAUUGUGGCUUGGAGGGGUAAUUUGGAUAGGCUUGCUACGAGGGUUCAUCUAAGAAGAAGGAAUGUGGAUCUGAUAUCGGUUAUGUGCCCUUUCUAUGGGGACUUUGAGGAAACGGUGGAGCAUCUCUUUACUGCCUGUGCUAUGGCGAAUCGAGUUUGGUUUCUGUUGGAUGCUUGUCGCGAUACAACCUUGAUCAUCUUGAUGGUAGCGGCUGCUGCUUCUUUGGCUCUAGGAAUAAAAACAGAGUGGAUCAAAGAAGGAUGGUAUAAUUGGGGAAGCAUAGCUUUGGCUGUUAUAAUCGUCAUAGUUGUUACACUAUAA
Messenger RNA from Helianthus annuus (common sunflower), 558 nucleotides. RefSeq lists its product as uncharacterized. The transcript has 4 exons. NCBI's taxonomy places the organism in Eukaryota, Viridiplantae, Streptophyta, Magnoliopsida, Asterales, Asteraceae. Gene Ontology annotation, molecular function: P-type calcium transporter activity. Bases 1 to 558 code for a protein of 185 amino acids. The record is from RefSeq and is a predicted model, not a curated record. Gene Ontology annotation, cellular component: intracellular membrane-bounded organelle.